Messenger RNA from Rhipicephalus sanguineus (brown dog tick), 2078 nucleotides. RefSeq lists its product as uncharacterized. The record is from RefSeq and is a predicted model, not a curated record. The transcript has 3 exons. The coding region runs from base 186 to 752 and encodes 188 amino acids. NCBI's taxonomy places the organism in Eukaryota, Metazoa, Arthropoda, Arachnida, Ixodida, Ixodidae.
AUUCACGUGUAAGCAACGCUGCGCUCUCGUGCGGCAUGACGGGAAGCGCUCGAACCGGCGCGGUGAGACUUCCGCUUCCUGUCGCCAUGUUUUUGGGGGAGUGCUUUCGUUUCGUGCUGCUGUGAAGCGUAAGAGCUGCGCUGACCGGGCAUUGUAAUCAGGCGUCAUCAACAAUAAUUCCAAAUAUGGUUAACUGUGCUGUGUUGGGAUGCAACAACGAGUCAAGGCGGAAAGCUGACUGUGGUGAAAACACGACGAAAGUCAGUUUUUUUUCUGUUCCGACUGUUGUUCGUCGGCAGUGCAACCAGACCCUCGAGGUCUCAACGAAACGUCGGGCGGAAUGGUUUCGUCGCCUCAACCGUGGUUACAUUAAUACCAACGCUACUCACUACAAGGUCUGCAGCGAGCACUUCGUUUCUGGAAGGCCAUCCUACCUGAUGGACGUUACAAACCCAGACUGGGCACCCAGCUUACACUUGGGGUAUGACAGAAACUCAGCUGCUAAAUCUGAAGCAAGGCACCAGCGACGUUGCAAGAGGGCUGCGACCUCAAAGGAGAUCCAAGAGGGCAAUAGCAGAGUUCUCCAGCCUUCAAAUGUGUUGAACGUGCAGCACAGCGCUGUGUGCAGAACUGUCACGGGUACAAUGGCUUAUUCAUACAUGGGGACUAUUUCCUUUAAUGACAUUCAGCAUCUUUAUAGCACCUUGAUUCUAUACAGGCACACCACUUGCACGCCCUGUUACAGCACAUAACAAGGAAGCUGAUGAGCCACAUUGCGCACUCAACAGCGGUUCAGGUCAGUGCCCUAGAUAAGCUGUUCAUACAGGCUGGAUUUUACAUCACAGUGUGCUUGUAAUGGAAUUAUAUUGUUCCCGAUGGUCUUUGAGCUAGCAGGCAGUGGCAAGUUGUGUACUUUUAAUUUUUGCAUGGUUGGUCUUUCUGACAAAAAUUACAAAACCUCACUAUUUGCUCAUCCUCUACCCUAUUGCUUGCAGUAAACAGCGUCAUAUAUCCAACAGUCCUACAGCGUAAACUAUUUGGUGCUUCCCUCUCUCUGGAGUAGUGGGCCCAUUAUGUGAGCACAAAAUUGGUGGUUGUGAAAUAGCAAUGACAACACUUCAAUGCAGGUCAAUCCAUGCUGCAACAAGUACCAGCUUCAACCGUAGCUCAAGAUGCUGAUGAUACUGUUGCUGACGUUUAUUGAGUGAUUUGUGUUUACACAGUUCAAACGGCCCGAGUACUUUAAUUUAGGAACAUAACUUCAAUGAUUGACAACACCUCAUUGCAGACCCACCAUCUGUGCAAUCACCCGAGGAAGGCAGGGCCUCAGCUGAAAUGGGUUCUCCAGUUGGAGUUGUAGUGGAUGCCUCAUAUUGUGAGUACUGCAUUCGUUCAGUUGGAGCAAACCGGAAGUGUUUAACACAAGGGAUUCUAAGAGUCACAUUCCUGCAUUUUUUAUCAGAUGUAAAGUUUUCUGAAGCUGGUGUUCAAGCCACCACUUCGACAGCUGAAGCUUCAGUAAAUACCACUUCAUGUAAGUAAUGUGACAAAUAUCUCAAGCACUCUGCACCUGACUGGCAAAUGCGUAGUAAUGUAUUGCCUAUACAUUUCUUUCAGUGCUAAAGGAUGCUGAAACUCAAACUGACAUCACAGGCAGUGUUCUGAAGAGUUUUGAAGCUGAUAACCAGGUCCUACGCACCGAGUUACAGGAGGUGAAGGGCUCUCUGGACACACUUCGGCUGUCGAAAGCUUCUUUGGAGCAUGACAACACCCGUGUGCAAUUUUACACGGGCCUACCAAGCUUCACAGUUCUGAUUUCACUGUUCACACUUGUCGAAAGUAGUGUGCCACGCAGCCCAAACAAUGCUCUUGCGAAAUUCCAAGAAUUUGUACUCACACUAAUGAGGCUGCGAUUGGGAGUGGCCUUGCAGGACCUGGCGUCCAUUGAAGAAGCAUUGACGGGGGUCUUCAAUGACCGUAAUUUCUGCCUCUGAAACUUGUACGAACUCUGAACGAAGUUUCAGACACCGAUGCAGUAAGGACAAAAGCAGGAAAUAAAGUUCAUUUUUCUACCUGAA